Molecule: messenger RNA, 615 nt
Organism: Fraxinus pennsylvanica
Lineage: Eukaryota; Viridiplantae; Streptophyta; Magnoliopsida; Lamiales; Oleaceae
Source: the annotation of a GenBank genome assembly
AUGUUCUUGAAUAUCUCAUCCUUAUCGGGGAUCAUUUGUACCGCAUGGAUUAUGAGAAAUUUGUCCAAGCUCAGCAGAGAAAUUCUGGCCGUUUCUUUUUUUCUGGUGGCUGCAACUUGUUCCCUCACUCUCUCUUGCGGCCGUGCCUCCUCCUUCUCAGAAUGGAUUCACAGAUUAAGCAUGCCAUCUGUGAUCAUAGACUACAAAUUACCUUAUCGAAGUGGAACUGCAACAACUGUUCUCAUCAAUGGAUUCCACACUGCUAAAGGAAACAAGAUGGCCAAGAAACAGGUUCAUGGGUUCUUGAAAUUUUUCUCGUUUAGUUUCCUCUGGAGUUUCUUCCAGUGGUUCUACUCUGGUGGACAACAAUGUGAAUUCAUUAAUUUCCCGACCUUUGGAUUGAAAGCUUGGAGACAAACAUUUUACUUCGAUUUCAGCAUGACUUAUAUAGGAGCAGGAAUGAUUUGCUCCCAUCUUGUGAACUUGUCUCUUCUUCUAUCCUUAUCUACUGGAAAUACCAAAGUUUCUCCACUUUAUCUUGAAGAAUAUAAUACCAGAUGGCCAUACCCUCUCUUAUCCAAGAUGGCCAUUCUCAAUCUUCACCGUCCAUCUUGA